UCACCUUAGGUUAGGUUGGGUUGAGUUACUUUUGUCUGCUGUCUAGGUUUUCAUUGUUGUAUUGUCUGUCUCUGCGGGAAGGUAUGGAUUCCGAUCUGUGCAUCGAAAGGAACGAUUCCAAAUGGGAGAUUAGAGAUUCACCGGCGAAGAAGCAAAGGUGCGAGGGUUACGCUUCCCCGCCACCUCCACCAUCACCAUCAGCGCUUUGUUCAUCAGCAGAAGAAGAAAAAGAAGACCCUAGAUCUAAAAUCGUAUUCUAUAACUACGAUGAUGAUUCAGAUGUGGAAGAUGAUAGUGAUGGAAUGCAUGAGUUUACUGAUAAGGAAUUCCAAGAGUAUGAUAGACAGUUAACCCAAAGUGAUGUCUUUGAUGUCAUGUACUUCCCACGCUCGUUUGGGUUUGGUGGAACAUCGCCGGUUUUUAACCUGGAUGAGAUUGCCGACGAUCUCAAAACGUUUGCGGAAUUAGCGCUUAAGCAAUACAAUGACAAAGAGAAAAUAUGUGUGCAGUUUAAGAAUCUGGAGUUUGUGAAGGUUGUGAAGGCAAACAGGGGUUUAUGUGCUGGGUUUAAGUAUUAUAUUACCUUUGAUGUUAAGGAUGCUGAUGCUGUUGAUGGUGGUACUAUGGAAUUUGAAGCUUGUGUUUGGGAUGGGAUCGGCCAUACUGACGUACUAAUUAGUAGGCUGAAAAUAAGCACUUAGUCAAGAUGGGCCUGGGGUCUUGUUAUUAGCUUCCUACAUCUCCAGGUUGUCAAAAGUAUUUGCUAGACUUCACAGUUGUUUGAAUCGCCUGGUAUCACAUGUAUGGUAUAGAUAGCUUGGUCUUGAUCAAAACCUACCUCAUGAUAAUGUUCCUCAUUUAACGAAUUGGCCACAUCCUAGGAUGAGUUUUGACGUUGCUCCAAUGGUUGCUCUUUAUUCUUGGAAUUAGGUCAUCUUUGCCCACAUUGUGGGCAUUAUGAUCAUCAUUGGCUGUGGCUUCCCCUGUGGCUUCUGUACGUUCCUCCAUUCUACUCUUGGUUUCUUUCCCCAGUCAUUCCUGAGUACAGCAUAAACCAAAGACUGGUUGAGCACCCAUUGGUACACUUUGACCCCUUCAAAAUUCUCAUUCCUGUUGUCCAGGUGAAACUUUUCCACCAGUUCGCUACCCACUUCAAUCUCAACACAGAUUUUGGCAAAAGUAAUUAUCUUUUGUUAUUCAGCUGGAAUUUGCAUAACGCUUGCAAUGUGGCUUAACCCUUGCUCAUUCCAAUAUUAGAAGGGGACGUUGAAGAAUUUAGCCCAGCGAGGAAAUUUUACUAGACUUUCCUUCCACAAGUUAAGUCAGUAGUCCCACUUUAGGACCAUUAGCUUCCCUUCCCUCCAAAAUGCUAUGGCUUCCCUUCCAAAACUGAAUCGAAAGAAGAAGAAACCCUUUUCAGUAGACAUAACAUGAAUCAGUCCACUCUUCCCCCAUAGUUUUUGGCAAUAGAGUUAAUAACAAAAGCAUAACUUCCUAUUAAUAAAGUAACCCACCAGGCAAUCAUUCCAUCCAUCUACCUAGACACAUGACGGUGGAGUAACCUUAUUUUCCUCAUCCUUCUUGGAUGCAAAAUAUUCUAGAUUUAUCUUGGCCACCCAUCCUCUGACAUGGUUUCAGAGCUGAAAAUGUUGAGAUGGGUGAGUAAAAGUUGAUACAGCUUCAUAUGAUUAAAUUCUGAGAGAGACAACACCAAUUUGUAUGCUAAAUGUGAAAAUUGUCUGAAUUAUAUAAUGGGUUACCUAUAGGGCCAUAGUCUAAACAAACGACUGCACUAUGUUGUACCAUAUGUUGAAUAAAAUCUUGACUAAUAACUUGCAACUUUAGAGUAGGUUGAAGCAAUAACUGAACACUAAUACUGUGUUUGGAUCAUCGAUUUAGGUUGGGAUUUGGAAAGAAAAGAAAAUGCGAGGGAAAUGGAUAAAAAAUUUAGCUUUUAUUUUAUUCACAUUUCCCUCACAAUUUUGUUCCCCUUUCCAAAUUCUUACGCAAAUCCAUGAUCCAAACACAACAUAAGAGUUGAGAUUGCAAGUACUCGCAUAUUUGUUUUGAUCACAUAGAAAACUGAACAGCCAUAAAAGUGUUUUCUUUAAUCAACAUUGGUGAACAAGUGGUUGCUUUAGAUGCUUC
Molecule: messenger RNA, 2148 nt
Organism: Camellia sinensis
Lineage: Eukaryota; Viridiplantae; Streptophyta; Magnoliopsida; Ericales; Theaceae
Source: RefSeq, a predicted model, not a curated record